CACCCACCCACCCAAUGUUCGUUCAUCCCGAAUCCAAUCGUGAGGAGUGAGUACCGGGCGCCUGGGGAAGGAGGGAGAGCAGCAGAGCAGAGGUUUAUUGUUAUCUGGUAAACAAGCGGAUCACUAGAGACCGACCGGAAGUAAGUAAGCAUCCACCUCCUCCAUGGCUACCUUACCUAUUCCCUGCAUCCACCACCAAAAUGCCUCCUAUAUGCUGCGUACCCAAACCCAAUCACUCAUCAAAGUGCGCCGCCGCCCCACUUUCAUAGCGUUCUCCGCCCCCGCCCCAUCCCCUGCCUCAACGCAAGAUGAACUCAAGAAGCUCGCCGCCUACAAGGCCGUGGAUUAUAUCCAGAGCGGAAUGGUCCUCGGCCUCGGCACCGGCUCCACUGCCGCCUUUGUAGUGGCCAAACUAGGAGAGCUCCUCUCCUCCGGCCACCUGUCGAACAUCGUCGGCGUGCCCACUUCCAAGCGCACCCGUGAACAGGCCGCCUCCCUCAACAUCCCACUAUCAACCCUCGACGAUCACCCGGAGCUCGAUCUCGCCAUCGAUGGCGCCGACGAGGUUGAUCCCAAUCUCGACCUUGUCAAGGGUCGUGGAGGCGCUCUCCUCCGUGAGAAAAUGGUGGAGGCUGCGUCCAAUAAGUUCGUAGUGGUUGUUGACGAGUCCAAGCUUGUCUCUGGGCUUGGCGGGUCGGGUCUGGCAAUGCCCGUUGAGGUGGUCCGAUUUUGCUGGAAAUACAAUCUGCUCAGGCUCCGAGAGAUGUUUAAAGAUUUGGGCUGCGAAGCAGUGUUGAGAUUGGAUGGGGAUAAGCCCUAUCUCACUGAUAAUUCCAAUUACAUUGUGGAUUUGUAUUUUAAGAUUCCCAUCAAGGAUUCGCAUGCUGCAGGAAAGGAGAUUUCUGCCUUAGAAGGCGUGGUGGAGCAUGGUUUGUUCUUGGAUAUGGCCACUGCUGUCAUUAUUGCUGGAAAGGAAGGAGUUAGUGUGAAGAGCAAGUGAAAAAGGAGGGAUUUUGCAUUGCCAGGGCGUUGAUAGAAGCAGCCUUCCUACUUCAUGAGGUAGAGGUAAAUUUUCUUCCGAGUGGGACAUAGUGGGAUAUUUGGUAUGACUUGGUUUGGUUCUUGGAAUUUUAGGACUUCAGCUGUAUAAGCACGCCCUUGUAAUGAAGCAUCCGUGGUAAUGCAAUGUUACUAUAUUUCUCCUGUGGGCAUGAUGCUACAUAAUUCUUGGGAAAAUGUGACGUUACGACUUAUCAAAGUAUUCUUAAUAGAAAGAUCUUGCCACAUUAUAAAAUUAUGUAUUAUUAAACUAGUGAUCCUCCUGAACUCAAAAGGGUGUGAAACAUUCCCGCUCUUUUGAUCAUUGUGUUCCCAAGUAUGCAUCACUUACCGUCAAAGGCUAU
Cuscuta europaea is the source of this 1403-nucleotide messenger RNA. The record is from the annotation of a GenBank genome assembly. Lineage: Eukaryota; Viridiplantae; Streptophyta; Magnoliopsida; Solanales; Convolvulaceae.